This is a messenger RNA of Rhipicephalus sanguineus (brown dog tick), 5383 nucleotides long. It is a transcript of the gene Mpi, whose product is annotated as mannose-6-phosphate isomerase. The record is from RefSeq and is a predicted model, not a curated record. The transcript is spliced from 8 exons. Gene Ontology annotation, molecular function: zinc ion binding; mannose-6-phosphate isomerase activity. NCBI's taxonomy places the organism in Eukaryota, Metazoa, Arthropoda, Arachnida, Ixodida, Ixodidae. Gene Ontology annotation, biological process: GDP-mannose biosynthetic process; carbohydrate metabolic process. Gene Ontology annotation, cellular component: cytosol. Bases 8 to 1207 code for a protein of 399 amino acids.
UGGAAGCAUGAGUGAAGCGGGUGUGUUGGAGUUGACCUGCCACGUGCAGAAGUAUCACUGGGGCAAGAGGGGCCCAUCCAGCCUAGUGGCACAGCUGGCAUUGGAGGGUAAGCAUCUGGCAUCCAUCGAUGAAACCACCACAUAUGCUGAGUUAUGGAUGGGAACACACCCUUCGUGUCCAAGCCAGGUUCGAGGCACUGACAAGACGCUAGCUUCGUACAUUACGGAGCAUCCAGAAUGCCUUGGCAGCAGCGUUCGGGCUGUCUUUGGUGUACACUUGCCAUUCCUCUUCAAAGUACUCUCAGUGGGUGCCCCACUGUCCAUACAGGCGCAUCCAACCAAGGUGAUGGCCAAGAAGCUGCACGAAGCACGUCCAGACCUGUACCCAGACUCUAACCACAAGCCUGAGAUUGCCAUUGCCCUCACGGACUUCGAGGCCUUCUGCAACUUCCGCCCUCUACAAGAAAUCACGAAUCUUCUGAAAGGACUGCCAGAGCUGCAGCAGGUGCUCGGGCCUCUGGCAGAGCAGCCGUUGUCAUCCAAGGCCGAGUUGCACACCUGGUUCAAGGCUGUCAUCACUGCCCCGGCCAAAGUGUUUCUUCCUCAACUGGAGAAACUGGCCGAAAGGCUCGAGAAGAACGUGGAAGCAGCAGGAAUCCCUAACGAGCUUGCCACUGUGUUCCUGAAGGUGCACGACAGUUACCCAGAUGAUAUUGGCUGCUUUGUCAUCUUCUUCCUCAACUAUGUAAAGCUGAAGCCUGGAGAGGCCCUCUUUCUAGCUGCAGAUGAACCGCACGCUUAUAUCUAUGGUGACUGUGUGGAGUGCAUGGCGUGCUCAGACAAUGUGGUGCGAGCGGGGCUGACACCCAAGCACAAGGACGUGGAGACCCUGUGUGCCAUGCUGACUUACAACUCUGUGCCCUUGAGCCAAGUGCGCUUCCCUGCUGUAUCCACGAGCCUCGAGACCUGCUGCUUUUCACCUCCCAUCUCUGAUUUUGCUGUCAACAUGAUCAAGAUUAUGCCCGACACCAACUUCCUCCUGAAGGGCAUUGACUCUGCGAGCAUCCUGUUGGUGAUCCACGGUGAGGGCAAGAUUGGAAACUUGAAGGUGCAGAAGGGCAGCAUCCUCUUUCUGGUGGCAGAAAAAGCCCACACCAUCGUCUCCACCAGUAGCAUGUGCCUAUACCAGGCAUUCUGCCCCGUCUGAACUAUCGGGACGCAUCGUGCUGCAGUGGGCUGCCUUCAGCUGCCAUCCACUGGGAAGCCACAUUCUUUGGUCUCAAGAACAGUUGCAUAUGCUGCUAAAGGUGUCCUUUUUGGGAAAGUCGUUUAGAAGGACCUCGAAGUGGUGCCUUGGAAUGGCGAACCUUGUAUGUCAUCCUGGUUGAGCUAGUUAAACCACUGCUGUGAGGCUGCAGCCGGCAUGCAGCGUUUUUAGUCUUCACGGCUGUCACACCCUGGAACUGUGCUACAGGCUUAAUUCAUGGCAUACGUGCAAGAGAUCCUCGUUGAUAACUUCUUGGUUCAGACCAGUUCUAAAUUUAUAUGUGCUUACAUUGGGAAACUGAAUUUCAAAACUUGCCAUUUAUUUUUGUAUCGAAAAGAUCCUGCAGCAUGCAGCCCUGCAACAUUUACUACAACAGCCCAUCACACCAUUAGUCGGCUUUUAUUAAAGUUAUCUUUUCGUGCUCCUUCAAUUUAUUAGCUCCUGCAAAUUCUUAUAGAAACAACCUUGAUAUAACGAACACAUUUGCAGCAAAAAAAUUGUAUGUUAUACUAUGCACAUACUAGUACCUAGGAUUCGUCAUGAGCAUUGAUAAAAACCAACACAAGAAAGAAAUUCCAUAGUUGGGCCAGACAAGCCUACUAUACUUGUGUCUCGACACUAUCAGUGCAAGUACUAUUAUAUACUCAUUCUCUUGCUGGAAUAACGCCAUUCAAUAGUGGAACAGUCAAUCUUUAAUGGAAUAUAAUCUAUGGGGUAGUGACAACUUUUACACCAACUGCAUCAUUUUUCAUCUCUAUAUGUUGCAAAGUGGCUGGACUCUGUGCCACAAAGGGGUCCAUCGAAAGCCAUUGCAGUCACCGGUAUGCCACAAACUGAGCCAAGGUCUUUUUCAUUAUAGAACAAAACAUGGUUAAUGUAAUGUUAACAGACAGGUUGUGGAGGUGCUGUCACCCCUUGUAAAGCCUUUUGCGCCUCAUGGCGCAUGCGCAUCUCGCGGAUAGGCCGCAGUUAGGUUAAAUGGCCGCCGAGCGAGCAGUGGCGCUGUGCUUGCACGGGUUAGGGUUAGUGCGGUGGCGUCGGUAGCGCCGCCUGCGGGAGAAGCUAGGCCGGCGGACGGAAAAUAGCAGCGAGCCUUUUUUUCGAGUUUGGUAGCAUGCGUGGAUGGACAUCUCUCGUGGUGGGUCCGUGGGGGACGAUACCACGGCUCGUUUCCCGCGGGCCCCUCGUGGCGAGUCGAACGUCGGCGACGUCGCAUUCACAGUGCACUGUAUGUCUUAUGUGGUCUCGGGUUGUGUCUUAUUUUCCAAGUAUUGUAUUGGCAUUGUAUAAGGUUAUUUAGUGUGGUACUAGUUGUGUAUCAGAUUCAGCAGGUGAGCUCAUCGAAGAGCCCUGAAGCUGGAUUAUGGCAUCAUUCACCUUGCUGUACAUAGUCUGAUGCUUUCAUGUACACCAUAAUUAGUGUUCGAAAUUAUAGCAUGUAUAUUAUCAUCCAUCCCCACUCUAUUCUGUGCUGCUUACGAGGUAAAAAGAGUUGCAUGCUGAGAAGUGGCACUGCCUUCGCGGCAGUUAGUGGAACAUGUUGAGCCGUGGCGCAUGCGUGCGGAGUGCACGCAUGCAGCAAACCGCCGCGCACAAACACGAACCGCUGUCAUGCUCUCCUCCCAAUGUUCACAGUAUGUGUGGUGUGUGUACGACUUCAUAGUCUCUGCAGAUAGAAAAAUUUUUAUUAUAAAUGUUUCACGGUGUUUUCCACGCAACUAUUCCGUGAUUAGACAUUCAAACCAGUAAGCUUUCCAUUCUGCUAAAAAAAACAGGUACCAUAAAACUUCAUUGUCCGUCCAUUUAACACACUAAGCUGGAAUCGCAAGGCAUGUUUUUUUCGUGAAUGAAAACUCGAUAUGGGAGCAAACUCCCUUGCCACGUCUGACACGAGGGCAUCAUCAUGAAAAGAGCAGAGCGGAGUGUCGGCACCACAUCAUAAACCCUGCACCUGUUUUCAUGACUUGUCAUGUAUGUCUGAACUGCAGCAAUGAACCCUGCAUGUUUUUUCAUGUCGCGUCCGCAAUACUACAGAUGCUAUUGGUGAGAUUCCACCAUCUCUAAUGAAUGGAGCACGAAACCAUGUGGUUGCAUCGUCAGGUACUGUGCUUCGUGUCAUGUGACAACACACUCCAUACUGAUUCGUGGAAGCACACUGGGCUUUGGUAAGGUAUUCUUUUCUAUCUUGACAGAAAUUAGUAGUGCAUGAUUUCUGCAUGCUGAUGCACCAAAAUGACACCCGUGACCUGCCCUGGUGCAUCAGUCGUGCAACAAAUUGCACCAUGUGGUUCCAGCUUUAGAGUGUCAAAAUGGGCGGGGUGCUAGGAGGAGAGAGAUGCAGUUGAGGACAGCCGUAAAGUUGGUGCUGCGGUAACACCAGGAGUUUUGCAGGUGUUGGCUGAAGUUGGUCGACACAAGAUAGGUAAUAUGGCGUUCAUAUGCUCACGGUGUCACCAUGAGUCGUCAGCGUCUCAAUCGUUCCUAACAGCACCGACAAUUAGAGUUUUCUGGGAUGUGUUUCUGUGCUGCUGCGUACAAAGGCUGCUGCUGUUGAUAAUAAUAUACAUCUGCUGUUUGUGCAUAGAUGAUAGACACUAAAUGGACAUUUAUAUAUGGUAAUUUUGCCUGUGUACAUACUUUCACCUAUUCUUGCUAGCCCAGCUUGUGAUCUUUUGUAGUUCCUGGUGCAGAAAUUUAAUACAAAAUGAACAAGAGAUGAGACGCAUGUUAACUUAUCACUCAACUGUGAGCUACAUGGCAUAGAAAUUCACUCAUACCAUAAGAUACCAUGAUAGUUUCUACCACUACCUGUAUUACCACUUGUGAGUGACCUUGUUGGUUGGCCAAAGACUUAGGUUUAUUUUUUAUUUAUUUUUUAUGUCGAGUUUAUGAAAUUUGAAGUUAUUGCACUGAACAUCAUCACCGCGGCAGGAGAGAGAGUGAGUGCACAUGGACUGCACACAUUUACAAUAUUUUACGUUAACUAACACAUUGAUUGUCUUUGCAGGUAAUGCUUUCAUAGUUUUUAGGAAUGUUAUACAUACAUACUAGCUACUUUUGACAUUUUAUGCCGUAUUGACUUAUAUAUAUAUUAUUUCUUGGGCUUAAUCAUUUUUGCAUUUAUGACUUUUCUAAUACAUGCCCACUGCCAAAGAACCACUCAGAGGGCUUCCAAGGGAGAAUCAUAGAGAGGAGCCUAUGUUUAAAUAUGCAAUGUUUUCAUUACAUUAUAUUACUUAGUACCCUUGCUCAACUUGUAAGAAGGAGCAUAGUUGUGCUAAUAUUCUUCCAAUGCCCAAACUGAAUGUUCUUAAAGCUUGGACCUUUGUGACACAUGCAAGCAGCUGUGCAGCUGUAGAAUAGUAAAGGUGUGCAAGUGUGGCUUCAUUUUAACCCCUUCCAUGCCAUGCUGUUAUUCCGAAUUCUGACCCAAGAUAAUAAUAAUUGUUGGGGUUUUACGUCCCAAAACCACAAUAUGGUUAUGAGAGAUGCCGUAGUGGAGGGCUCCGAAAUUUUUGAUCACCGGGGCUCUUCAACGUGCACCUGAGUCUAAACACACGGGCCCCUAGCAUUUUGUCUCCAUCGAAAUGUGGUUGUCACGACCCUAGAUUCAAUUUCAUGACUGACCAAAAAUGGCAGAUUUCUUUUAUUGUGGACACCUCGUGCCAGCAUGUUUUAAUUUCUCCACCUAAAUGAACUGGCUCCUGCUUUCAUUGCCCAACGAUUCGUGUGCUGCUAUCUAUAUGAGAGCACAGCACAGCAAAGCACUGAGACGAAGCCAGCUCCAUUGCAGUGCAUAGAAAACGCCGUUGAUGAGCUGAUCUUGUCCUCAACCAUUUUUACUGGAAACGCAUGGACAAGCCUGACUCCUCCAUGGCAUGGAAGGAGUUAAAUGGUGUAAACAAAUUUCCACACUGUGGAGUAUAGGCAGACGAGUUCUGUCUGAGUUAAUACAGAGGAACAUAAUAGCUUUUCUAUUACUGCAAUAAAGCUGUGAAAUUCAAAGUGUUUAUGUGGUGAUGCAUGCCAUGCCAUCCAGUUGUGCUUUCAGUUGUGUCUCAGUGCGCUAGUUUACGAUUGGGAGUGUGCAAUAAAAUGAAAUUUUUUGUCUCGGGA